Tyto alba (common barn owl) is the source of this 556-nucleotide messenger RNA. It is a transcript of the gene MRPL33, whose product is annotated as mitochondrial ribosomal protein L33. The transcript has 4 exons. Gene Ontology annotation, molecular function: structural constituent of ribosome. Gene Ontology annotation, biological process: translation. The record is from RefSeq and is a predicted model, not a curated record. Lineage: Eukaryota; Metazoa; Chordata; Aves; Strigiformes; Tytonidae. Gene Ontology annotation, cellular component: ribosome; mitochondrion. Bases 93 to 290 code for a protein of 65 amino acids.
CCUCCUCCCGCCGCGCGACCCGGACGCGCUUGUGGCGGGCCACCCGGAAGUAGUGGCGGCGGCGGGGCGGUUCCUGCGGGGCAGCCGGCGUUAUGUUUGUAACGGCGGCGGCGUUGGCCAAGAGCAAAUCUAAAUACAUCCUGGUGAGGAUGAAAAGUGCGGCCGAGACAGGCUACUGUUUCAACAUCAGGAGACUCCGACUGCAGGAAAAACUGGUCCUGCUGAGAUACGAUCCCAUUGCAAAACAACGUGUCCUCUUCACAGAGAGGAAAAAAAUCCGCUCUCUCUGAACAAUGACUGGAGUUGAUUUAUGCAGGAGGAGAGGAUGGUCUGGGGGGAGGAUGGGGUGAACGCUGAUUCAGAAAUCGAGCAACAUGGGCUGAAAAGAGAGGAAAUGAACUGGGAUCACCGUCUCCUGUGAUUUGAAGGCCAUUGUGAAUAAAACAAUGUAGAGAGAGAAAAUUCUUAAUGUCUGGACAUAGAUCAUCACAGUAACAUUUAUUUAUCUUUUGAGUUAUUUUUACAGUACUCAAUUAAAAAAAAAUUAAAUAGCAAA